Achroia grisella is the source of this 3647-nucleotide messenger RNA. RefSeq names its product PHD finger protein 12. The coding region runs from base 260 to 2641 and encodes 793 amino acids. The record is from RefSeq and is a predicted model, not a curated record. Gene Ontology annotation, molecular function: transcription corepressor activity; protein binding. The transcript is spliced from 14 exons. Gene Ontology annotation, biological process: negative regulation of transcription by RNA polymerase II. NCBI's taxonomy places the organism in Eukaryota, Metazoa, Arthropoda, Insecta, Lepidoptera, Pyralidae. Gene Ontology annotation, cellular component: nucleus; Sin3-type complex.
UAUUUAUAUUUUGUUUGCUUGUAAAUUUUGUCUUCAUUCACUAACUAAUUAGUGGGAUUUCUUUUUAAUUCUUAAAACAUUCUAUUGUACGUUGUGCAUAGUCUAGAAAAAUAUAUCUAAAACAUUUUAUUGUAUUUUUGCAGACUGAUUGAAGUCUUACUCAAUCGGUCUGUUUAGUUUUACUUUAGAGUUUAAAAGUCUUUUCAUUGCUUGUGUUUACGUUUAUAUUUAUGAUUUAGACUUUUUACAAGACUCAACAAUGUCUAACGUCGCCUAUGAUCUGGAUACGUCGGGCGGAUUAAUGCCGCUUAUCCGGGCGCUUAUAAAGCCGCCCGACGAAGAUUUGAAUGCACAGAAGCCUAAGAAAUCGCAGCAUCCAUAUUAUAAGAGGCCUGGCAAGGGUCACAAUCAUGAUUCUUGCGACGCCUGUGGAGAGGGUGGAGACCUGAUAUGUUGUGAUCGUUGUCCGGCUAGUUUUCAUCUUGGGUGCUAUGAUCCCCCAUUAGAUGAGAAUGACAUCCCAGCAGGCCUGUGGCUGUGUCGGGAGUGCCGUGCAUCUGAUGCAGAGAAGCCAGCCAGCUCUCGCAGCAGCCGGGCACAGUCCCCUGCUGACAACAAAUCUGACACAGAAAAGAAGACCAGAUCCCUCCGUAAUCGUUCUAACUCAGCAAAGAAGAAACUCAAAGAUGACCAAGAAGAAGAAAAGAAGGAGGUGGAGAAGGAACUGUCACCGAUGGAGGUUCUCGUGAAGGCAGCUAAGAUCAUGAACCCAAAGCAGUUUGAAUUGCCGAGGGAGAUGAGGGUACCGUGUUUAUUCCCAGGCACAGACAAAGAAGAGAGCAAGAAUGGAGGCGCCUCGCUGGUGACGGUGGACGCGUGGGGCUGCGUGCCGCUGCCGGCCAAGACCUGCUUCAUCUGCCAGGCCACCUGCAAGCACGCGCCGCUACUGCAGUGCGACUACUGCCCGCUGCUCUUUCAUCAGGACUGUCUGGAUCCACCUUUAACUGCGUUACCGACUGGCCGCUGGAUGUGUCCUAAUCACGUCGAGCAAUAUAUCGAUUGGAAGCUAGUGAACUCCAUCUCGGCGACGGAGCGUGUAGCUCUAUGGGAGAAAUUCUCAGGACCGGUGGACCAGCACGCCAUCAAAGUGGACUUCAUCAGGCGAGCCAGGAACCCUCAUCCUUCAUUCAGGGUGAAGGUACCGGCGGGAGUGCGAGGACGCGUGAGAGUCCCGCGCAUGGUGCGCCUGCACUACGAGCGGCCCCCCCCCCUGCAGCCCGCGCGCCGCGAGCACGUGCGCUGCGAGCGCGUGCUAAAAAAUCUAAAAGAAAGCCAAGACUAUUAUGAAACUGAGGAUGAGGAUGAGAAGCCCAAACACAAGAUCUGCCUGAACUUAUCGUGUCCCGAGUACUCCGGCGGUCGCUGUCCUCGUGCUUCCCCACCUCCGUCGCCGCCAAUGUUGCAACAAGCCACACAAGCUGAUGCUGCAGAUGAUCUCGAGGCCAUCUCUGGACACGCUAAGAUUGAUAGGAACAGCGAUGAAUCCAGCGAGUUGUCAGACUCUGACUUCGAGUAUUUGACGGCGUCUGUGAAGAAGCGCAGACUGUCGCCCGAGGAGCGCAGGCGUGGUCAGAGGAAAGACCGGCUCGAGCUGAAGGCCGACGGCGAUGUGGAGGAACUACUGGCCGCGGUGGACGACCAGCUCAAGAAACUGGACGAAAGGCUCGUCAAGUUGUUAGCUUGGCAGAGACUUCAGCAGGUGGCCGCGGGCGAGGCGGUGCGCGGAGUGUGGCGCGGCGCGGCGCUGGGCGCGGCGGCGGCGGCGGCCGUGCGGCGCUCGCUGGACCGGCCGCGCCUGCUGCGGCUGGGAGUGAGGCGCGCGCACCUGCCCUCCGAGCUGCUCACGCGCGCCGAGCGCGAGCGCAUCGCCGCCGCCGUCUGGGGGCCGCCGCCCGCGCCCCGCGCGCCCCCGCCGCCCCCCGCGCCGCCCGCCGCGCCCGCCAGGGCCGCGCUCGUGGCGCUGCGCCCGCCCGCCAGGAACGGCCUGGGCGCGGAGGCGGGCGCGGCGGCGGCGCUGGGCGAGGUGUGCGCGGUGCGGGGGGCGGCGUGGGUGGGCACCGACACCGCCUGCGACGUGCGCCUCGAGCCCGCACGUGCGCCGCGCUGCCGGGCGCUCUCCGCGAGGCACGCGCUCAUAUUCAUGGACGAGGUGACGCAACACUUUGAGUUAAUAAACUACUCAGAGUGGGGCACGCGCGUCAACGGUGUAUUGUACACGUGCGACAUCACGCACAGCGAGCAUGAAUCCGAGCACGAGCGCGAGCACGAGCACGAGCGCGAGCACGCGGCCGAGCACGAGCACGACGAGCAGCGGGAGCCCGAUGAGGCGGAGGCGCGCGCUCGUGCCGUCAGAGACAUCGUGAGGCAUCGAAUGCCGCGACCGAUUAGAGUGAACGGGUCGCUGUCGGGCGGCUCGGGCUGCGGGUGCGGGGGCGGCGGGGGAGCGGCGGCGGCUGCGGGCGCGUGGGAGGGCUCCGCGCUGGUGCCGCACGGCGCGCUGCUGCAGUUCGGGUGCCUGCGGUUCGUGUUCAGCAUCACCGACGCGCUCGCCCCGCACGUCGCCCUCGACCCCGCGCUGUAGCCGCCGGGGCCGGCUCUGCUGCCGCCGGACGCUGCCGUUCGAGUCCAAUCAUUCACCUGCAGUGCUCGUAGGUCAUCGUUGACGUCCAUCGAGCUAUUCCGGUCGGUGAACUUAGUGAAGUUUUAAUAUUGACCUCUAAAAGUAGUUCGGACGGUAGUAACUUGAUAGAUCAAGACGUGAACGUAUUUACAUGGAAUUAUAGAAUCAUUAUGUGACUCGUAAAUUUUGGCGAUUAAAAUCCGGCUCGAAGGACCAAAAAGUGUAUAGUACCCGAUCUUUAUAUUUGAUAAAUUGCUGAUUUGUAUUGUGUAGUAUCACGUGAAUAUAAUAGAACGAUAUACAUUAUCAACUACUUUAUUAGUACUGAUACUUUAUCGUUACUAUUGACUAGAAGUACGGUGUUGCCCGUACAAAUAUGAAGAUGUGUAUUCAGCGCACCCUUAGCUUUACAGCGCUCCAGCGCUGUUUUAAGACUUAAUUCAGUAACUAUCUGUAUUUUCAUAAAUACUGAUCCAUUAGGACAAUUUCAUGAUAAAUGAUUAUCAAACAUAAUCUUUGUAGAAGUUGUGUAAUUCUACUUACAUUAUAAUAUAGCUGCGAAUUCAUGUUGUAUUUAAAUAUUUCUAUUAAAAUAAAUAAAAUUUCUUUAAUAAAACACCUACGUUACUCCUUAUAACAUUAGCUAUCUGCCAGUGAAAUUCUCAACGAAAUCGGUCCAGCCAUUACAAAGCCUUGCAAAAAUUUAUAGUGCCUUUUGGCAUAGGCCUCUUCCAGCUCUCUCCAUUGAUCUCUGUCUUCCGCAGCCCUAUUCCAGAGUGAUCCCAGAGUCAGUUUGAUGUCGUCUUUCCAUCGUGUUCACUAACAAUGUCUCUGGUCCCCUCUCUAGGAUACCAGAGAGUCACUUGUUUGAUCCAUUUGUUUAUUUUCCAUUUAAGAUGUUCUAUUCUUGAGAGUACAUCUGGUACUUUAGUUCUCCUUAAUUAAGCCUUGGUUUAACCACAAUCUG